This is a messenger RNA of Neoarius graeffei (lesser salmon catfish), 3602 nucleotides long. RefSeq names its product zinc finger protein 354C-like. The transcript has 7 exons. The record is from RefSeq and is a predicted model, not a curated record. Bases 22 to 2250 code for a protein of 742 amino acids. NCBI's taxonomy places the organism in Eukaryota, Metazoa, Chordata, Actinopteri, Siluriformes, Ariidae.
GAUUUACAACAGGACAGAACAAUGGAGGACGUUGUGCGAAGGAAACGUGGAAGACCGGCGACAGUGACGGAAAGCGAGAAGAGAAGGCGCUGUGUUGCGAAGGAGAGGAAACGCAGGACCAAAUUAAUAAAUAUCGGUGAUGAGCGGAGACGGUGGGAGGAUCUGAGGGUGAAAUUCGGCUUUGAAACACACGAAAGAUUUAUCCGCUAUCUGUUAGACAGCUUUUCAAACCUAAUGUGCUUGCCAGCUGCAGCAAGAGCAGAUUGGACAUCAACGGAUGAAGCUUCAGGGAGUCACGACAGAAAAAUCAAACAAGAGGAUGCAGCUUCAGCGCCAGUGGAGAUCGAGUUGGUGUUAACAAAAAGCAUGACGAAUAAGCCAGUGGCAGGUUCACGAGAUGAUGUCAGCUGGAACAGAACAGAUGUGCAAAGGAAGCCAUUCAGUGCAGAUACACUGAUAAAUUUAUCUGGAACCAGAUAUGUAUCCUUGACCAAGGAGACAUUUGAGCGUCUGAUGUUCUGCUGUCUGGAGUGCUCCAGUGAGUGUCGGAUCCGAGGGAAAGGCAGAGGUGAGAAUCUCACUUUCAGACAAGAGUGCCUGAUCUGCUGUAACUACAGAGUGUGGACCUCUCAGGCAGCCGAUAUAUCAAACGACAAGGUGACUGAGUGUUCACCAUGUAGUGAUGCUCAUGGACCGUCAUCUGAUGACAUACCUGUGACUGUUGACCAGGAACACACAAGUGAUGAGUCUCCAAGGCCGACGUGUGAGGACAAUGCUCAGGCUGCUGCUGAUUCCAUCUCGGUGAGAGAGAAACAUGAUGAGAAUGUGAAGGAGGAGGAGCUGAGUCUCCUGAUGGAAAUACACGAGGACAGUGCUGAGGAAGAGGGUACAAACCUUGCACUGAUAAGUGAUGAAACCACUAACCCAGUUUACCCUGAAUCUUCUGGCACCCUGAUGGCUGAUGAGGAACUGUUUAUUGAAGAGCUUUCUGAGCACGAAAGUGACCACUCCUCUCAAAAUGCACAAGAUGAUACAGAUGAAGAGUACCUGCCGAACUCCUCGGAGGAAGAGCUGUUUACUGAUGAGAACCGUAGCGAAAAGCUCACUAAGAAAAUGAGCAGCAAGUCCUCUAAAAAGAGACAGCAAGAGGAUUCAGAUGAGUACAUGCCGAGCUCCUUAGAUGAGGCUUUGCAGAGUUGUGGUGAGGAAAUUCCUAACAAGGGGAUUCCCAAGAGACGAUUUCAGAACACUGUUAAACCAGUAAUUUGGUGUAUAGACUGUGAAGCUGUAGCUAAAACGUUUUGUACAUUUCAGCGGCACAAGAAGAACUAUUGCUGUGCAGAGUGCGUCUCUGGCGAUGCUGUCGAGAACCUCAGUUUAAAGGACUUCUCCGUUCAUUUUAGUGACAUCCAGAGUUUUCAUCUGCAUGCCAUUGCCGAGCAUUGCGGCAGGGAAAAGCUUUUCGAACACAAGAUCUGUCAGGACUGUAACAAAACGAUCAAGGUGGAGACAGAUCCCAACAAGAAGGGCCAUGUGUGCGAAUACAAGGUCAAACCGUUUUCCUGUAAUGUGUGUCACAAACGCUUCAUCACCAAAAUCGGACAAAAAUUGCAUUACUAUCGCUUGCACACGGCUCACCAAUACACCUGCAAGUACUGCAUGAUGGUGUUUGAUACAAAACAGUCCAAGCUAGAGCAUGAGCAGAGUCACACAGAAGACACACUUUGCUACCUAUGCCCAGACUGUCCAGAAAAAUUCAAAGACUUUUUUACGCGCAACGAGCAUUUAAAGACUCACAGAAGUAAAAAGAAACACACCUGCAGCAUGUGCAAUAGGAAAUUUGCCUUAUUUCAGGGAUACGAGAGACACUUGCGCAUCCACUCAGGAGAGAAGCCUUUCAAGUGUGAGGUGUGUGACCGUUCUUUCAACCAGGAUGGGCAUUUGAAAUCCCACAUGCGUCUCCACACUGGGGAGAAACCCUUCCUGUGUGAGCAUUGUGGAGAGUCUUUUAAUCACAACAUCAGCCUGAGGAACCACCAGCAGAGGCACCAUGGCAUCACUGACUCUAGCUGUGUGCCAGCAGAGGAGAACAAACCAAUCGGGAGACCCAUAAGGAAUGAAGAUCAGCCUAGGAGGCAAAGAAAAAUGUGCUCUACUACUGCUGAUGCGGAGCUGGAGAGUUGCGAGUCUGACUCUGAUGAAGAGCAGCAGAAACGAGGUCGGAAGAGGAAAGGCAGGAGGAAAAAGUAAAGUACAAACCAGACUGUUGACUUGGAGCCGAGCUUUGUAUAGCUACGAAGUGAAAAAUGUUCUUUUCCACAAGCACUAUCUGUUCAUUGAGAGGAGAUGCAAGAAAUCGUAUGGUGUCCGAGACCACAUGACUUUUAUAGUUGCUUAUACGCUCGAGCAGAAACCACCAGCAUUACUUGAAAGUAAGCCGCUAGUAAGUAAAAGUUUGCUUACAGUGUUUCCCCUACAGGUCAGUAUUCAUUUUAAUAUGUAUGGUUGGUUUUCAGUCUCACUAAAAGCGCCUCACGUUCUUACCCUGAUAUUCUGACUGAUAAACAGCAUAAAAAGUCAAGGAUUUAUUUUAUAUCUUAGAUAAUGAAGCUGGCUGCAACUGCUGUACAGAAUAAUGCUGCUGUGUAACAGAUAUUACCCAGUCCAUAAGAAGUGCACAUUCUUAUCAGUCCAAAGAGAAUUAUAAAACCGAACUUCUGAAAUAAACAGUUUUGAAAAUGUACGUUUCAUUUAUCCUCAUGCAGUAGUUUUUGUCUCGCCUGCGUAGCAGUUUUGCAAGACAUGGCGGUCACUUUUCCGGACGUCCAUCUGCAUGUAAAAACUUCGACAUUUUCAAAUAUCUCCAAAAGUAAAGGUGAUCCUGUGCCCAUACUGCAUCUGCAUAUUUGCCAUUUGUGGAGGGCUUCUACCCUAGGGGUGAAUUUUUAAAUUUCGACCUUUGACGAAACUUUUGACAUUUUUUCAAAUAUCUCCAAAAGUUAUGAUCUGUAUGUAAUGAAGACCACAUUUUAACAUCCACCCUAAAGAGGCCUUCUCCCCCAGGUUUUUUUUUUUAAAUGUGAACGUUGAUCUUUUGUCUUAUUGCAAUGUGAAAUUGUUUGCUUGCUUCUGAGCAGGUGAGACUUCUGGUUUUAAAUAGGCAUUACAAGUUAGUUGUGUGUUUUCUAUAUUCGUAGUUAGGAGCAGGAAAUGUCAACGGACCUGGAAAAAUGGAGGGGGAAAAAGCUGCUGUGGCAUUGUUUGUGCAUGUUACGGGGAAGGGUUCGAGGUUUGUUAGUUGGGGAUACAGAAGAUGCCAUAGAGAAGAAGCCACAUUCAAGGGAUAUCAGUUUUAUUGUGAUUUAUUACUUUCCCUGUGUCUGAAAUCGCUCACUUGUUCACUACUCAUUAUAUAGGGAAUUACUAGAUAGAGGACUAUAUAGUGAGCUCAUUGGUAAAAUGAAAAAAAAAAAUGUUUUCGGACACUAGUCCAUCGCGAUGAUAUUUACGUCAUUACUGUCGCACAAUUAAAACAUGCCAGAUCGGGCGGCUGGUGGGUUUUCACAAUGAUAAAUACAUACAGUGCUCAGCGUAAAUGAGUC